Molecule: messenger RNA, 5498 nt
Organism: Equus caballus (horse)
Lineage: Eukaryota; Metazoa; Chordata; Mammalia; Perissodactyla; Equidae
Source: RefSeq, a predicted model, not a curated record
AUGAUUGUUGAGCGGCCAGAAGCUGUCCCCCGCACAGGUUUAAAAACUGAGCGCCGAGGGAGUGACAGUCACUUGGGGGGUGGAGAGAGGGGUCUGGAUGGCCCUCCAGGCGAGGCUCUCCGAGCACCCGGCGGCACCAGGCUGGUCGCGGACUUAUCGGCCGCGGGGCGGGGUUUCGAUACUCUUGAUUGGCAGGAUAAAUUACUUAUGUCCCUGGGCACGAUCAUGGCUAUAGCUCACAGGGCAGGUCUCCCCCUCAUGAUGAUAGUGUUUGGAGAAAUAACUGGCAGAUUUGUCAAUACCACAGGAAACUUCUCCUUUCCAGAUUACUUGUGUUUGACCAGUGACCAAAACUUUAACACAAACACCAUAAAGUUUUUUCAUGCUGUUCUACGACAAGAAAUAGGCUGGUUUGACAUCAACACCACCACUGACCUCAAUAUAUGGCUAACAGAGUAUCAAAAACAUCUAGAAAAUACCAAAAAGACUGGAAUUACAAAAGCUAUUUCAGCAAACAUUUCCAUGGGCAUUGCCUUCCUAUUGCUAUAUGCAUCAUAUGCACUGGCCUUCUGGUAUGCAUCCACUCUCGUUAUAUCAAAAGAAUAUACUAUUGGAAAUGCAAUGACAGUCUUUUCUUCAAUCCUGAUUAGAGCUUUCAGCAUUGGACAGGCUGCUCCAUGUAUUGAUGCUUUUGCCAAUGCAAGAGGAGCAGCAUAUGUGAUCUUUCAUAUUAUUGGUAAUGGAACAAAGAUAUCUUUUUCAGAGAGAGGGCACAAACCAGACAACAUCAAAGGGAAUUUGGAGUUCAGUGAUGUUCCCUUUUCUUAUCCAGCUCGAGCUAAUGUCAAGAUCUUGAAGGGCCUCAGUCUGAAGGUUCAGAGUAAGCAGACAGUGGCCCUGGUUGGGAACAGCGGCUGUGGGAAAAGCACAAUGGUCCAGCUGAUACAGCGGCUCUAUGACCCUGAGGAGGGUAUAAUUAACAUUGAUGGGCAGGGUAGUAGGACCUUUAAUGUAAGGUAUCUGCGGGAAGUAAUUGGAGUUGUGAGUCAGGAGCCAGUACUAUUUUCUACUACAAUUGCCGAAAGUAUUCGUUAUCGCUGAGAUAUAACCAUUGACGAGAGAAAGAAAGCUCUCAAAGAAGGCAGCGCCUAUGAGUUUAUCAUAAAAUCACCACAGAAAUUUGACACCCUGUUUCGAGAGAGAGGGGCCCAGCUGAAUGGGGGACAGAAACAGAGAAUCGCCGUCGCUCGAGCCCUGGUUCAUAACCCCAAGAUCCUUCUGCUGGAUGAGGCCACGACAGCCUUAGACACUGAAAGUGAAGCUGAGGUACAGGCAGCUCUGGGUAAGGCCAGAGAAGGCCAGACUACCAUUGUGAUAGCACACUGAUUGUCUACAGUCUGAAAUGCAGAUGUCAUUGUUGGACGAGAUGGAGUCAUUGUGGAGCAAGGAAGCCACAGUGAACUGAUGAGGAAGGAAGGGGUGUACUCCAAGUUUGUCAAAAUGCAGACAUUAGGAGACGAGCUCCAUUCAGAAGAAUUUGCCCUUGAAUUAAACGAUGAAAAGGCUGCCGUGGGUAUGGCCCCAAAUGUCUGGAAAUCUCGCAUAUUUAAGAAUUCUACUCAUAAAAGCCUUAUGAAUUCUUGAAAGUAUCAAAAUGGCAUUAAUGUGGAAACCUAUGAACUUGAUGAAACUAUGCCACCAGCGUCUUUUCUGAAGAUCCUGAAACGGAAUAAAACGGAAUGGCCCUACUUUGUGGUGGGAACAGUAUGUGCCAUUGCCAAUGGGGCACUUCAGCCAGCAUUUUCUAUCAUAUUUUCAGAGAUGAUAGCACUAAGUAUUUUUGGACCAGGGGAUGAUGAAAUAAAGCAGGAGAAGUGCAACAUGUUCUCAUUACUUUUUUUAGGUCUGGGAAUGAUUUCUUUUUUUACUUGCUUCCUUCAGGUAGGUACAUUUGGGAAAGCUGGUGAGAUCCUCACCACAAACUUUCGGUCAAUGGCUUUUAAAGCAAUGCUAAGACAGGACAUGAGCUGGUUUGGAGAUCAUAAAAACAGUACUGGUGCACUUUCCACAAGACUUGCAACUAAUGCCUCCCGAGUCCAAGGAGCCACUAGGACCAAGUUGGCUUUAAUUGCACAGAAUACAGCUAACCUUGGAACUGGUAUUAUCAUAUCAUUUAUCUAUGGUUGGCAGUUAACCCUUCUGUUGUUAUCGAUUGUUCCAAUUAUUGCUGUAUCAGGAAUUUUUGAAAUGAAAACAUUGGCUGGAAAUGCCAAAAGGAAAAAAGAACUGGAAACUGCUGGAAAAAUCUGUUCCACAUUACACGUGGCAACAGAGGCAAUGGAAAAUAUUUGGACCGUUGUGUCCUUGACCCAGGAAAGAAGAUUUGAAUCAAUGUAUGUUGAAAAAGUGUAUGGAGCUUACAGGAAUUCUGUGUGGAAGGCACGCAUCUAUGGAACUACUUUUAGUAUUUCAUGAGCAUUUAUGUAUUUUUCCUAUGCUGGUUGUUUUUUAUUUGGUGCCUAUCUCAUUAUGAAUGGACAUAUGCGUUUCAGAGAUGUUAUUCUGGUGUUUUCAGCAGUUGUGUUGGGCACAGUGGCUCUAGGACAUGCUAGUUCCUUUGCUCCAGACUAUGCUAAAGCCAAGCUGUCUUCAGCUUACUUAUUCAUGCUGUUUGAAAGACAACCUUUGAUUGACAGCUAUAGUGAAGAAGGCCUGAGCCCUGAUAAAUUUGAAGGAAAGGUGACCUUUAAUGAAGUCAUGUUCAACUAUCCCGCCUGGUCCAAUGCGCCAGCGCUUCAGGGGCUGAGCAUUGAGGUGAAGAAGGGCCAGACGCUCGCCCUCAUGGGCAGCAGCGGCUGUGGGAAGAGCACAGUGGUCCAGCUCCUUGAGUGGUUCUACGACCCCAUGGCUGGAACAGUGUUUGUGGACUUUGAUUUUCAGCUCCUAGAUGGUCAAGAAGCAAAGAAAUUCAAUGUCCAGUGGCUCAGAGCCCGGCUUGGAAUUGUGUCCCAGGAGCCCAUCCUGUUUGACUACAGCAUUGCUGAGAAUAUUGCUUAGGGAGGCAACAGCUGGGUUGUAUCACAGGACGAAAUUGUGAGUGCAGCCAAAGCAGCCAACGUAUGUCCUUUCAUUGAGACCUUACCCCACAAAUAUGAAACAAGAGUGGGAGAUAAAGGGACUCAGCUCUGAGGAGGUCAAAAACAGAGGAUUGCUAUUGCCCGAGCCCUCAUCAGACAACCUCAGAUCCUCCUGUUGAAUGAAGCUACAUCAGCUCUGGAUACUGAAAGUGAAAAGAUAGUCCAAGAAGCCCUAAACAAAGCCAGAGAGGACCGCACCUGCAUCGUGGUCACUCACCGUCUGUCCACCAUCCAGAACGCACACUUAGUAGUGUUUCAGAAUGGCAGAGUCAAGGAGCAUGGCACACACCAACAGCUGCUAGCACAAAAAGGCAUCUAUUUUUCUAUGGUCAGUGUCCAGCUGGGGUCACAGAACUUUUGAACUCUUGUUGUAGUAUAUUCCAAAAAUAAAUUCAAAUCAUUCUACAGCUUUUUCUGCCUUAUAAAAGAAGUUUAUAAGUCAUCAUAAAUAUAGGUAUAUAUUAUUCCAGAUCAAUUUAGAACAUCCAAUAUGUUCUAAAUCCAAUAUGUUUCAUAUGACAGCAUUUGAAAUUUAGGAGUUACAAGUGACACCUGUCUUGAUGAAGAAUGAAAAUAACCUAGCUCUUCCUGAGUUAUCAGAAACAUACAGAAGAGAAGAAGAAAGUUCAGGUAUUUAAGCAGUAGAAUUAAUAGAAGUCACAGACAUAAGGAAAGUUCUUAUGGUCCUGAAUAGUUGUGUAGAUAACAGGAUGGUUUGGGAACAAUUUUCCCAAGAACAAAGGAAAAAUAAAUUGUUCAAAAGUCUGCUCUUUCCCUUAGUAAGUUUCCAAAUUUAUUCUAUUGGAGAAGUGAAGUAUUUUAAAAUGAAUAUAUUCCCAGCUUUAACAUCAAAGUCCAAGAGUAAAUGCAAUUGUCCUUAGAUAAGCUAUGAAGGCACACAUCUGUUCCAUAAGGCAAGAAAGCAGCACACCAUCAAGUAUUACUUUUAAAAAAUGUUUAAAAUUUCUUAGUAAAAGUUGCACAUAUUAUCUUAGUGCAACUUGAAAUACUGGAAAUAUCAAUAAUAAAAUGCUGAGUUUCUAUAACAACUGUAUUUUUACUGGUAAUUCUAAUUUUCCCAGGUAUUAAUCCACUUCUCCUACAAGAGGGAAGUAUGUUUAGACAGAGAACAAAAAAGUAUUCCAGGCAACCUUUGGAAGUUAACCACACUGAAAUGUUUUUUCUAUAAUUUUCCAUUUGUUUUCUCCAUAAUCUACUGCAGCAAUAUAAAUUGUCAUUGCUGUGACAGGUUGUUUAGGUAGUAAACUAUCCAUAACAACUUCUUCUAUCUGUAAUAAACCAGACAUUACUAGAGAAUUUUUCAAAUGUGACCGUGUGUAUCAGUGGACUGAAUUCCAGAUUAACCAAAAGAAGAGUAGGGCAAGGGGUACAUUACCACGGUGACUCAAAGUGAACAGAAUUCAACCUACUCUUGUUUAAUUAUUCCAAAAGCUGCCUGAUAAGGACCAUGGGACUUCUGCCUCUGGAAAUUCUGACUCAGUUCCUCUGGGUUGAGGGCCAGGAAUAUCUUUGUAAAAAGCAUUCCGGGUGAUUUUUAACUUCAGGUAGGUUAGGGAAACGUGUUGAAGCAUGAAUGAGAAGAGAUUUCUCUGCAGAAGGUGAUCAGCUUUUAAAAUAUCCAAGUCUUUAGACAUUAUUUAAGAACAACCAACCAAAUAAUUCUAAAGGCCCUGCUUAUCUAGUCUACAAAAUAGUACAAGUGAGGAAAAAGGUCCAUAGUUCAGAUUUCAUCUUCCUAUUAGGAUAUAUCAAAUGCCAUACUCCGAAUGUUUUCACAAAGAAAUAAUGAUAAAUAAAUCAGUCUUAUCAAAUUCAGAACAUGAUCAUGUAAAGAAAAAAGGGACGUAUACAACCAGUACACUAAAUGUACUAUAAUCUUUAUGUGGUAGAUUGCUACAAAAAUGGCCCCAAUAAGUCAUGCCCUCUUGUACCCACUCAUUUACAUUUACAAAAUGACUCUACUGUUCCUCUUAUCAAAAGAUGAGACUUUCCCCCUUCUCCUUGAAUCUGGACUGUUCUCAUAACUUGUUUUAACCAAUAAAAGGCAAAAGAAGUGACAUCAUGUGACUUCAGAGGCUAGGCCUCAAGAGACCUUGCAACUGCCACCUUUCCCUCUUGGAACAUUCCUACUGCCAAGUAUGAAAGUCCAAGCUAGAAAACUGAAUGAUCAAAGACCACAUGGAGAGAGAGUCCCAGCCACCAAGUCCUCAGACAGUGGGUGAGGCCAUCUUAGACUUUCCAGCCUCAGUCUGGUGACUGCAGCUGCAUAAAAUAACUCAGGCAAGACCAGCAGAAGAACCAUCCGGCUGGGCACAAUCAACUGACACAAUCACAGGAAGU